GACCUCGGCGGAUCGGCAUGAGGCGGCAAUAAGCCCGAGCACCAUGGCUGGACCCUACCUGUCGCCUCUCGGGCCCCAGGCCGACCUUCUCACCGAGUACAUGUUCGGACGUCGCCGGCAGGUUAGUAGACGAAACCGGACGACCUUCACGCCGCAGCAGCUCCAGGAGCUCGAGUCCCUCUUUCAGAAGACCCAUUAUCCGGAUGUAUUCUUGCGAGAAGAGGUCGCCCUAAGGAUCUCACUAUCGGAAGCUCGUGUCCAGGUGUGGUUCCAGAAUCGGCGUGCCAAGUGGCGCAAACAGGCACGGCUUCAGCUCCUGCAGGAUGCCUGGCGCAUGCGCUGCCUAGGUCUCGGCAGCGCAGCCCCACUACUCCUGCGACCACCGCCUCCGCCGCCGCCGGGUAUGCAGGAGCGACCCGAAGGCUCACCACCGCCGGCCCAACAGCCGUCGAUUCAGCAGUCGAUCCCGCUCCAGGAAAAGGUCAUUGAUGUCGGUGGUGCAUCACCGCCCGUUUGCCGGGAUUACCGAAUCCUGCCACCACCACACGGGUACACGAUGACGCGCGACAAAUCACCGGAUAAGUGCGGAUGCGGUUCACCAUCGCGGGGAUCCGUGAGUCCAUCGGCAUUAUCCUCGUCGCCGGAGGCUGAACCUCGGCCACCCCAGGAGUCUGAGAUCGACUUGACCAUGAAAGGUCCAUCGCCGGUGCUCCGACCAUCGGCGCUUUUCCACCAUCUGCAUCACUUACAGCAGCACUUGCAUCGGCCGACCAACCUUAGUCCCCAUCCCCCGGAGGAACCUCUGGAUGUUACUCUUACCGGUCUCAAGAAGUAACGACUCACAUCGCCUUUAGUUUUUUCUCUCCUCAUGCGAAUUUAUCAUUGUUGAAUGUACGAGCAAAUCCAUGGCAAAUAAUUUUUGAGUCUGAUUUUUCACCAUAGUGCGUUUGUAACUUCAGUUUCAUGCCAAAACUAUAAUGUAAAAGUCAUAUCUUGCAGCAUUAUAAACAUUGUUUAGUCGAUGAAUUGUUACGGGAAUAAUGAUUAUUAUUUAUACAUAAUAAGAAGAAAGAAGGUUGUGUCCCCGAAAUAGGCAGUAAAAACUAGUCUAUCCCGAUAUUAAUCGUGGUCAG
Messenger RNA from Ceratosolen solmsi marchali, 1133 nucleotides. RefSeq names its product paired box protein Pax-6. The record is from RefSeq and is a predicted model, not a curated record. The transcript has 4 exons. Lineage: Eukaryota; Metazoa; Arthropoda; Insecta; Hymenoptera; Agaonidae. The coding region runs from base 44 to 835 and encodes 263 amino acids. Gene Ontology annotation, biological process: regulation of transcription by RNA polymerase II. Gene Ontology annotation, molecular function: DNA-binding transcription factor activity, RNA polymerase II-specific; RNA polymerase II transcription regulatory region sequence-specific DNA binding.